ACACUGACACCCACACAGCCGGGCAAACGACCAGCCACUCCUCUACGCAAUUGCUUCUGCGGAUCAUUCAUUUGUCGAUCCUGAUUGUUGCAAUAUAGUCAGCGGCGCGCACACGCGCAACUUCGCCGGACCAUGGCCGACCUCAGCGAGCUGUUCUCGCGCCUCAAACAGCAACAGAGCUCCGACGCACCAACUUCUUCGCAACCACCGCCGGCGGCAUUGUGGGCACAACCAGCGUACGAGCCGCCGUCAGUGUCAUCGCCGUUGGUCUCACCACCUACCCACACGCCGAAUCCACAUCACGCAUCGAAUAUCAUCAGUCCCAUCAACCCGUCAUCGAACGCCGGCACCCCGAAUCAAGAUCCCAAUCGCACCAACAACUUGCUAAACCUUCUCAAGUUCCAAGGGCAGUCGGGGCAACAACAGCAGCCACAGCCACAAUCAGGCGCAAUGGCGGGCCUCACCAAUGUGCAGUCGAAUCGCCACACCUCGAUACAAAUCCCCGCGACGCAGCCUCGCGAAGGCGCAUCCUCGCGCAAUGCACGGCCAUUGUCGGCAGCGGACGUCGUGGCUAACCUCCAACGCUCCUCCUCUAGUUCUGCCGUACCUCAGCGCAACCUGAGUGGGCUAGACGACGAGUUGAGGUCUAAGUCAAGUGGCAACCCUCAGGACUUGCUGCUGAAUUUGCUCAAGGGCCCGAAGGCUCCAACGCCUGCACCAGUGGCGAGAUCUGAGUCGCAGAACAGCAGGACGCUCAAACAGCAACCCGAUAUCGAUGACUUGAGCAAGCAAUUUGGACAAGCUUCAGUUGGCUCGACAGGCUCACAGGCGACACGCGAAUCGACCGCUCGUCAGUUUGGCAGUCCCGCUGCUGGCAAAACCCCGUUUGAGGGUCCAGCUGCCAACAAGGCAUCGAUGUUCAACUACGUAAACCCAUUCGACCAACUGCACACAUCGUCGCCUCUGAACAGAAACCGCACACCGCAGCCCGCCGAGCAGGCGAACGUGCCCAAGAAGAUCGAAAUCCUGAAACAUGAUCGCAGCGCCUCCGCGCAGAAUGUUGAGCAAUCGCAGCCGAAGUCGAAGAGUAGGAAGAUCGACGAUGAUGCUUCCUCGGCAUCGACUAAGAGCAUUUCAAAGGAGAACGUGGAGAAACAGGUCGCACAUGCUCUCAAGGCUGCUGACAGCCGUGAGCCACUCAAUAGCAGGGCCACCACGGAUGAUGAGCGCAUCAAGAAAGAGACUGCAAACAACGAAGACGUUGAGUCAAAUUGGGAGAGUGCCGAGGAUGAUGGUAAGGCGGAUUACAAGGUGGAAGUGUACAACUUCCCAAUGAAGCCAUUUGUCUCGAUCCAAGUGCGCCCAUUAAAACAGGCUCGCUCAAUUCGGCAAGAUCACUUCAUGGUCAUUGCGCAGCUUAAGAAGGAGUUCGAUCAAAUCGACCGCUCGCUCGUCACUGCUAGCCAGACACACAUUGUCUACGCGCAAGUCGCCACGAAGAAGGACAACGGAGGGUUCCGAAUCAUUCGACAGGACUCUGGCGACCACAAGCAAGUUUUCAGGUCGAGCGGCGAGCGCCUCUUCAGCGUCCAGCUCUGCAGCAACGUUGCUACAAAAGACAACGAUGUCGAGACUGUGCUUGGCACUGGAGUGCAUGGUUCCGUCUUCUGGACAUCCCUCGUUAAGUCCAGAGGAGAUUCGUUCCAGGAUGACGAUGUAGAAGCUCAUGGUUUCAUUUUGCCUCCAGUAGCUACUGUGGAGGAGAACACGAGCGGCUCUCCGGUGAAGACUCGUGCCAAAAUGAGCGCCCGUCAUCCCGACUACUUUGCCAUCGCACGCGGCAAACACAUCUACAUCAUUGCACCAGACACGGCCAGGAACAGCGCAUACACUGACCAGAACACGCGCCGUGUCAACAGUGAAAAGUACUUUGCUGAGCAGACCCUCAAAAUCAACACUGGCAAAGCGGGCAAGGACUUUUGCUUCUCCGAAGAUGACACAGUCAUUGUCAGCCUUGAUAAGAACGGGCGGUUCAAGUUUUGGGACAUUCGUGAUCUCACAGCACAAGCAAGUGUGCGCAGCUUCGAGCCUCGCAAGCACGAGCCUGUCGAGCUGCGCGAACCAAUCAUUCAGCACACUGCAGUCACAUCGGGGAGCAAGCCCGACGAGAAGCCCUCAGUGUCUUCGAUCAUGUUUCUUGAUAAGGAGAAGCCAUUUAACAAAGGCUCUGCACUUCGUUACAUGCUUGUCGGCUUCAAGCAAAACCAUAUCCUGCAGCUCUGGGAUCUUGGUCUUGGCAAGGCGGUGCAAGAGAUUCGUCUGCCCCAUGAGAAGGACAGCGAUGGUAUUUGCAGCGUCACCUAUCAUCCCAAGACUGGUAUAGUGACUGUUGGACACCCAACUCGCAACAGCAUCUACUUCCUACACCUUAGUGCACCAAAGUACAACCUUCCGACCAUGGAGCAGGCCAGAUUCAUGAGAAUGCUGUCGACGAACGACCAAGCUCUACCAAAGCCUGAGAGCACUGCUAUCAUGAGUGGACUUAGGGAGUUCUCUUUUGCCAAGGUGGGCCAGCUCAGAAGCGUGGACAUGCUGAGAACGCCGGUCGAAAAUGCUAGCGAGAACGGGACGGAGGAGGAGACCCUCUUUGAGCUGUACAUCAUGCACUCGAAGGGCUCUGUCGGCAUCAGCAUCAAGCGCGAAGACCUGGGCUGGGAUAAGCAGAGCAAGAUGAUGAACCCUAAGGAAGCCCUGAAGGAGGGUGUCAUCGAAGUGCGCGAGCUCUCAAUACCAAAACAGUCGUCCUCAUCGGGAGAGCGCACUGAGGCGGACACCACUUCGAGGCAGUUGCCGAAGUCGACCAUUCUCGCGAAGCCAGAACCAACCAAGACUCCAUCGCCGCUAAAUGCCGUGAAGCAAGAGACUGCCCGUUCGCCAACACCCCUCUCCAACGGACAGCAACCUCGUCUGCUCUCGCCGGAACCGCCUACCAAGCCAUUGCCGCAGAUUCCUGCUGGCAACCCGCCCUUCAUCACUGCCGAUUCUUACAGUCAUGCCGCUUUGCGCACCAAGUCUCCAACUGGUAGCAAGUCGAGUGACGAGGUUCAGCGCAACGUGAUCAUCUCGCCAAAAGCAAAGGGAGCUGUUCUCGCUACCGCGUCUAACGCUUCCACUCAAGCAAGUGCCCCGAUUGCAGGCGCGGGAGACUACCAGAGUCUGCUGACGCUCCAAUUCGAUUCUUUGUACCAGCGCAUUGAGUCCGACAAGCGCGUACAGGAUGCGGCUGCCGGUGCGAAGCAAGACGCUCUACUCCGCCUGGUAUCGUCUACGCUCACUGAGAAUGUGGACCGUAGCCUUAGCAGCAUCAUUGCCACCCGCAUCGAAAAGGAUGUGAUUCCUACGCUGACUGAAGUGACCAGCAAGGUUGUGGAUCGCAAAAUCGCAGAAUCGCUUCCACCGCAACUCAAUGCCAGCGUGUCCGCAGCGAUGAAGGCCAACCUUUCCAACACACUUCAGCAAGCCCUUCAGGACAAGGAAGUGCACAAGGCUAUCUCGGAUUUGACUGCCAACCAGGUCGCUCAGCGCGUGCAGCAGCAAGUGUCAGCUAUGCUUCAGCAGCAGCUGCCAGAGAUGACUACGAAGGCUGCGCAGAAAAUGGUCGGCGAUCUCGAGAGCAAGUUCACUCAACAUCAGCGCUCCUUCGAGGCUCAACGCCAGCAAGACAACGCGAAGAUCGAAGAACUGUCUGGCAUCGUUCGCAGCUUGUCGACUACGCUGCAAGGCAUGGCUGCCAGUCAGGCUUCCUUCCAGGAGCAGAUUCUCAAGCUUCAGCGUGAGACAGGUUCCGGUCAAGCGGCGGCAGCGAGAUCCACCUCUACUUCUCCCACAGCCAACCAGCAAACUCCUGCUGAGCCAGAGGAUGCUGAUAUCCUCAACAUGACUCAGCUGUUGAUGGAUGGCAAGUACGAGGAUGCAACUAUUCAGUGGAUCUCAUCGGACCGCCAAGCGGACAUUUUCGACAAGUUGUUCGUUCGCGUGAACCCAACAUACCUCUCCCAAUUAUCCCCACUGGUCGCUCUCACCGUCUCGGCAGCCAUCACUUCAAGCUUUGACUCCUUCGUUUCUGAGCGUCUCGACUGGCUCACCCGAGUCCUGCAACAAAUCGACGUUCGCAACGAGGAUAUCAUGGACGUUGCACCAAAGAUUAUGGAUGUGCUCACGCAGCGUCUGCAGGGCGCUUACAUGGCCAUUUCAGAGGCUAGACCAUCGGACCCUGCUUUGAGAACCAUCAGCAACCUCAGCCGCCAGGUUCACGAGAUCCGACGUGUUGCUCAGUGACUCGACGCGGCUUCGCGGAAGGGUCUGAGCAUGCUGAUUUGAGCGACCAAGCAACAAGCAGCUUCUAACGGCGCUCUCGAGGCGUCACCAUUAUUGCGACUGUUUAUGGCAUGGCGUUCAUUACCCGGAGAACCAUGCACUCACGUUCCUGACGCUUACGUGCAACACGAUUCAGUGUAUUCUACUGUAGCAGCAUUCGGCGUAGCGAGCGGUGUAAAAAUUGGACAUGCUUUGUACAGUCUGGCUCCAAGGCAAUGGAGCUAGCACAUUCAAUGUAUCACACGAAAGGAACAAAUUGUCACUAAUAAUGAACAUUCGAUCAACAGUACUCCAAAA
This is a messenger RNA of Cercospora beticola, 4674 nucleotides long. RefSeq lists its product as uncharacterized. Lineage: Eukaryota; Fungi; Ascomycota; Dothideomycetes; Mycosphaerellales; Mycosphaerellaceae. Gene Ontology annotation, molecular function: protein binding. The record is from RefSeq and is a predicted model, not a curated record. Gene Ontology annotation, cellular component: P-body. Gene Ontology annotation, biological process: deadenylation-independent decapping of nuclear-transcribed mRNA.